AUGUCUUUAUUUCUUUUAUCUCGUCGUUCAUUUUCUGUUUUAACACAAAUUAAAAUUGAUCCUAAUAUGCAAAAAAAACUAGAACAUCUUUCAUUAAUUUCAUUUCAAAAUGAACAAACAAUAAAGAAAGUUGAACAAACUAUUCAUUCAUCAGAUAUAAUUCAUCAAGCAAAUGUUGAUCAUCUUGAACCAUUAUAUACUCUUGUUCAAACAGAAUUAUGUCCUUUAAGACAAGAAGAUAUAGUAUCAAAUGAAAAAACACUUCAAACAAAACAAGUAUUGAAAAAUGCUUCAACAACUUAUGAAGAUUAUUUGGUUGCACCUAUGAUUGGUAAACGUGAUUCUCAGACUGUUGAAAAAGUUGAUACAACAAAAUUAUAG
Adineta steineri is the source of this 381-nucleotide messenger RNA. Lineage: Eukaryota; Metazoa; Rotifera; Eurotatoria; Adinetida; Adinetidae. The record is from the annotation of a GenBank genome assembly.